GGGCCAGUUUCCACUUGAAAAGUCUGGGCUACACCCACUCUUCCCUCUGGUCGUGCAGCAGUUCAAGCACAGUUGUUGCCUUUAAGCUGCUCUGAAAAGACUGUGCUCGGGGAACAAGAUGGCAUCCCAGCAGAUCUGCUCCAGGUUCAUGGGGCUGGCCGUGUUUCUGACACUGCUGGCUCUGAAAGGUGAGCUCCAUCUUUGGUUUUGCCUCUGCUUUCCUUUUCAGAUGUCAUAUUUGUGGUAUUCAUUUUGUAUAUCCUUUGCCAUCUGGCCCCCUUAUUUAUUUGCGUUUAUUCCUGGAUAUUUUUUGUGUACUUGGAUGUAUGACAGUACCAGCACUUGAAAAGAUGAAUUACAGCAUGUCAGAGUGUGGGGGAUCUAUAGGAGAAGGUCUUUCCAAAGAUGACGAUUUUCUCACCAGUUUUUCUUUGACGCUGUCUUCUUCACUCACAUCUUUAUUGUAACUAUGAUAUGGAAAAGAGCAGCAAAGAUAAAAUCAAAGUUUUUUCUGUUAAACUGCAAAGGUAGAUGGCCAGCACAACAGUUUUAUACCAUUCAUUUUGAUCCAGUAUGAUUUACAACGCAUGUACAGGAAAUCUAUUUCUGAUUAAAGACCUGAGACAUGGGCCAUCCAUCAUAGUCAUAUUUACAUCUGUUCGAAUACUGUGUACAUUGAAGUCUGGAUUUCAUCACAAUGCAUGCUAAUUACUGCCACUACAUGACUGCAUGAAGGACACAACUCUUUCUUUUUCAUUGUUAAGAUAUUGUCUUCAGACGGCCACAGUGCUGCUCAAAAGUGUCUUCAGCUCACAAGGAACAUUUUAAUAUUCACACACGCACACAAAACCCCUCAAAUUCCACAUAAUCUUCAGGUAUGGUGCAUUUGUAAACAAAAGCAGAUGAGAAAUUUGUGCAACAUCCUCCAGUCCUCUUUGUAGUUUUCUUUCAAGAAGAAGUCUGAAUGAAAACCCAGCAGAGAAAUAUAUAUUUAUGUUUAAAGAAGAUAUACUGUGAGUGACUGUGCAUCCUCUGUGUACAUUUAUCAUUUUUAUAGAUUGUCAUAGAGCAGGUUGCAGUUCCUUCCCCUGCUGUCAUGUUACAAAUAUCACUCUCUGACUUUCACAGCUUGCUUUGUUGAUGUCAUGUCCUGCUUUAAACCCCUCCUUCCCUUCCCCACCAUCCCCCCACAAUUCAACAGGGGGGACUUCUCGCUGUGAGGGACAUGUGUGAACAAGCAACUCUGGAAAAUGUUGGGGGGCAGCACUUCUGAAAAUAUAAGACAAUCUCAGGAAUGUAUCAGUAAGACAGACUUAAUGCUGUUUUCACACAUGCACCAAACUCCUGAAAUUUUCCUCAAAUUUCUGAAAAGGCUACAUGUGCAAAUGCAUAAAAAACCUUUUCCCUUUAACUUAACCCAGACUUGUCCCUGUCAGACUCCUAGUAGUGAGAAAUUGCAUAGAGUCUGGGUGAGCCAAUGUUAGAACACAACAGAUAAUAGUUGGAAAAAUUCAACAAGCAAAUAAGCGACUGUAAUAUCAUGUCACUGGUGCUUUAGGCUCUUGUGAGGAGUUUUUCUUAUACCCAUAAAAUAGAUCGAAAUUCAUAUUGAUGCCUAUUUAUGGUAUACACAAGCAACUAAAAAGAAGCUCCUUAAAUUUGUAAAGGGCAAGAUUAGCAAAGGCUGUUUUGUCCACAGGGGGCAGCAAAACUGACACAAACUUCCAUUUUAAUUAGUGUGGCACAUACUGAAGCUUCUUCAUACUGCUUUCUCCCUACUACUGUGUUAUUUUCCACAAACUGACUGACACCGUGAAUAUGUCUGUUUGCACAUUAUUGAUAUAAAGGUAGAAAUUGUCGUAAUUAUUUCCAACUUUGCUCGCCAACUUGAAAAUCUUGAAAAUGUAACACUGCAACAACUUAGGAAAAUUACAGGAACAGGCAGUCCUGAACUUUUCUAGAUUUUUUCUGGAGUGUGUUUAUGUGAAAUACUUCAGACUUACAGCUAUACGGAUAAUAUCUACAUUGAGAGCAUGGACAUGUUUACCACCCAGCAUGUUUACAUUUAUUGGCUGAAAGUGGACUUUUAAAAAACAUGUAAACAUAUCAGUCAGUCUGAAAUCACACUAAAUCGAACUUCUCAAAGUCAGACUAACAUACCUGGAUAAUGCUGUUGAGGAUUUUCUCUUUCAUAUGUAUGGCUAAGUAGGUCUGAAACUGGUUUCAGUGUUAGACGCAUGCUCUAGUGUUCUCAAGCCGGGCUUUGAGCCAGAAAUUAAAGAGCAUGAAUGCAUUGCUAGGAAGCCGGGAUGUCAAAAACCUUAACAGAUAAAGAGAAGACAUAAAAAGAAGGAAACUUUCCUGACAUAAAACCAAAGAUCACAGAUCUGUAAAAGUGAAGGUGUUUUCUUUGUCAAUGUAUAUCCCAUCAGCCUCUUACUAAUGUGUUUUAGGGGCUGUUUUGAUAUGUAAUACGUCAUCCUGGAGACAACCCAAUGAUAAUACCUUCAGUAUGGUCUUGUGGCUUUUAAGACUAACUCAUUGCUCUGGCUUUCCAGUAGAGUACAGGAGUGAACCAGAGGGUGAAAAUAGUGUAUAUGUGUAUGAAUGUUAUCACCCCUGAGAAACGUGAUGGGUAGAUGGAUGGAUAGAUGGGUGGAUGGAUGGAGCACACCUAGUUCUUGCAUUAAAAUGCGGAGAUAUGCUGAAUGUUGCACUUUAAGAAAAGUGCAGUGAGAGCACUGAAAUGAGAAAGAUUGAAAACAGCUCAGACUAAAAGUCACACUGAAGAAUGACUCAGACUCUACAUGUUAUGGACAGAUGACUAUAGACAGAACAAGCCUCUCACAGGAUUGUGUUGUUUGCAGCUUAUUUACACCCUAAACUGGAGAAAACCCACAUGUUAGCAAUUUUCUCAAACCAUAUCCUCCUGACACUAACCACAAAGUGAAAAUGUGUUUCGCUUCAGCUCCGACUCAGUCGACUUUAAGAUGUGGACUGGAUUUCCAUACAUAUUGUGAGGCACAUGGCGUUCUCAGGCUUACAUAAAGCACUCAGUUUCAUGUUUUAAACUUUCGAAGAAGAGGAGGAGGUGAAUGAGCCCCCCAGAGACCUGAGGAAUCGUGGCCCAGAUGUAUGGCGGGGCUUCAGUGCUCUGGGAAAAGGGCUCAGUGCCUCCUCAAGUGUCGCUAACCAGCGUGUGAUUGGACUGGCUAUGUGCAGUGAGGUACAAGACACCUCAUUAGUUCCCACUUUGUCUAUGUCUUAAGACAGUGUUUAGCUCUGAUGAAAGAUGUGAGCAGCAGGAAGGAUGUAGUAAAUAUAUUUACAUGCAAAUUGGUGUCUGAGUAUCUAUAAGAUGUGUGUUGGAAAGCCCCCCCGUUAACCAUGCUCCUCGCUCUACACUGACAUUUAGGUUUAUAAUGAAAACGGAGAUUGAGCUCAGCCGUGAAACUAGGUUAAUUUAAAUGAAAUAGGGGAAAAGGAUGUAUGUAAAAUUGUUGAAGCUAAUAAUAAAACUCAGAGCAGAUCAUGCAGAGCGAUCUGGAAAAAUGUGUUUUUGAUGAAUCCCUGACAAUGAAGAUGAAGCGAGAGUGAGGACUGCUGAACAACAUCUGUUAGAAAUAAAAUGAGUAAAAGGGAAAAGCUUCAUUCGAAACAUAUAAAGGGACAUACCAAUCAACAUAAACCAACUCAUUUCAUCUUUGUCAUGUUCAUAUUGAGGUUUAUUCUGAUCUUAACUAUAAGGGCUGUUAAAAAAUAACAAAAAUCCACAGCAGUUUUAUAGAUACGAGCCUAAAAUAAGAGCGUUUAGUUACUUGGACUUCUUUUUAAGGAGCUAAAUUGUUCGUCUGCGUUUCCACUAGAGGCCUGAAGUUGAGGGUAAAUGAUGCUAAUCAGGUCAAUGACAUCCAGAGAGGGUACUUGGAAAUGGAAUUACUUGUACAGCUCUUUACUCAAAUCUCUGCUGAGUUGUUUUAUUUUUUUUAUGAAAAAAUCGUUCACAAAUCACAUUGGCAGCAGGCAAGCUGUGAUAAUUAUUAUAUAGCAUCAGGCUAUAUGGAAUAUUUGUCCUUGUGCUGUUGCCUUUGGUGCCUCUAUCUGUUUAACCUUCUCUCUGCUCAGCUGGUGUCGGUGUGUAAAAUGUACACCAGCCUUUAGGGUAAACAAGAUUGUUUCCUGAUGAGAUUGACCUGUUAAACUGUUAUAACACACAAAAGCAUCCCUGAGAUGGAAAAAUGUACAUAAACAGAGUCAAAAUUCCUGUAUAUACAUAGCUUUACUGCUCUUAUUACCUUUAGGUUUUGGAGAAUAUAAUCCAGAAUCUCCCCUACCUGCUCUGUGUGUGUGUGUGUGUGUGUGUGUGUGUGUGUGUGUGUGUGUGUGUGUGUGUGUGUGUGUGUGUGUGUGUGUGUGUGUGUGUGUGUGUGUGUGUGUGACAACCUGUUUUUUUAAUGUGAAUGAAAUCAUCAGGCCCUGCCUCCCAAACUCCCCAAGCCACUGAAAAGUACAACCCCCUGAACUGGGCCUUCUCAAGAAGUAGAUCUUGUACCGCCCAAAUUAUCCAAAAUAAGUAUUUAAACUCAAAACUGUCAUAUGAUAAACGUCAAUGAAAUAAAAUGAAAUGCAUCAUGGUGCUUUUUUAUGAUGAUUAAAAGCAAAAAAGACCAUCACUGACAUGAUUGAUGAUUUUUAUUUUGGAGCUUUUCAUGCCUAAAAGCAGAACAAGGGGGUAGGUGUCAGCCAAGCAGCUGAAGAAACAGCCCCAAUUUCAUAUUUUACACCAAAGAUACCUUCUUCAUUUGACUGUCAAAAGUCAGCAGUGAGAUAUUUUUGUAAAUAGACUCGACUAAAGCAAGACAAGGAAAAACUGUUUUGUCCACAGGGGGCGCCAAACUUGACACGAGCUGAAAGUUUGCCAUAGGAGCUUUGAUAAGCAUUUCAAUGUGUUAUUAUUUUAACACAAAGGGGGCCUUGUCUUUGUGUUUACUAAUCUGUGACACUAAGAUACACAAAGUUUUUGUUAUUAUGAGUAAAUACACCACAAUUCACGAAGCACUGAGGACUCGGGGAAAAUGUUUCAAGUGAAGUGAAGUUGUCUGAUUGCAACCUGCAGACUAAUGCAGAGGGAACUCUACUGACCUCUAAAAGUAACGGCUCUACUGAGGAUAGCACCUGUUUUCUUUUAGUUGCUAUUGACUGUCUAUGGUAAUGACAAUCAAUGAAUAAGGUUAAGCAGCAUGUCUUCCUGUAAUGUAGUGCUUCUCAAAUUAAGGAAACAUGCAAAUGAUUGUGACAAAUCAAAGAUUGUGAUUAAUAAGAUGACUUCUCCAAUUGUUUGACAGCAUAAAUGUUUUCUCUACCUGCACUAAAACAAUAUUUGUCCCAUUUUCGACUGUGCGUCUGAUUUUCUCAAGAUGAAGGACAGCAGAUUUCAUUGUUAAAUAAUUAAUCUGGAUUUUUAACUAACCUGCUGUGAAGGACGAUGUCUCUCAUUUGUUUCCUCUUGCCUCUCCUCAACAGAUGUAUCCAGUGACAGCAGCCUGCACAAAAUCUUGAGGAAACGAGAGGGUAACAUUAUGAAUAAAUAAAAGAAAUAAAACAUUUACUCUUGAAGAAACAAAGUGUGGAACAGACCAGUUUAUUCUGUUCCCUCUGUGUACCUUCCCCCAGUGGCAGGAGCAGGUACUGCCCCCUCAAAGUCCUCCAUCGCCGUGCCGUCCUCCAAGGCUCAAGAGUUCCUGGCUAAACUGAGCCGAACAAAGAGGAACAUCUGGGAUCGCAGCCGACCAGACGUGCAGCAGUGGAUUAUGCAGUUUAUGCACAUGGGAUAUGAUGAGCAGGUGAGUUGUGUUUGUUCACAGAGUUCAAGUUUCCUCUGAACUCUUCAAGUCCCAAAACACAACAAAGCCCCCAGUGGAGCUGUCAACAAGACAGGAUUUCUGCAAAACAAAACUGAUCCACAUAACAAACAGGACAUGGAUUUACCCCCCUCUGAGAAAUGACCCUGCCUAUGAGGGAAAGAGCACGCACACAUACACACGCAGAAACAGAAACAGAAACAGAAACAGCAGGGAAACGCUGAUUCUGAGCUCCAUGUUUACUUUGUUUUUGACCAGCAGCAUAAAUACUUCAAGUUCUGUGAACAAAAUGUUUCCAUGUGGUGAUUUUGAAAAGUUCACUUGUAUGUUUCCUAAAAAGACCCCAACCUUUGUUUUCAUUCCAGGACUGAAAUGAACUCUGCAUAGAGAUGAGGAGUUUUCAAGAGCUGCAAAGAAAAAAUAAAGCACUACAGGCAGACAUCUAUUGGAUCAUGUGCACAGGGUUUUAGCUAAUGUUUUGUAGUCCUGAAAGCUAAGCUAAAACCCAACCAAAAAUCUUGACUCACUUCUUCAAAUCUUUUUCACAGGGUUUAAGUGGCUGUGGUCAAGUUUUGAAAUAUAUUGUAACACUCUUAAGUCAUUAAGGACUCAGUAAUGGGUGACUAUAAACUUGUUCUAACGUACAGUAUAAUUGGUGUCAGCUGAGCAGCUCAAGAAACAUGUUUUUACAAUUUCAGCAUAACAUAUCCUCUUUUUCUUGAAUCUCUUCCUUUUCUAAUUGCUAGUAAACCGUUCAACUUUUUAGGCCCGUCUAUUCCUGUGCAUCUGUUACUCUUAUUAAAAAAAAAAAAUGGUUUCAGCUAGAAAAGCUUAAAGACAGAAUUUUGGAGACUUCUGUCUCUCUCACUCAUAGGAUGUGUGAAUCCUAUCAAAAUGGUGCUACCCCCCAAAUUUUUGAGUUAUUUUUUUCAAUAUUCCAGUUAAACUCUCCCCCCAAAUUUUAUAAAAACCUUGAUUCAGUUAUAUUACUUUUUUAUGCAAUCUCCAAGGCAAUCAAACAAAACUUUCAGAAACUGUGGGGGUUAUUCCUCCAAGUAUUCCAACAUUAUCUUGGCCUGUUAAUGUCAGACUUUACCUACAAAACCAGUUUCUCCAAACAAGUGUGCUCCAUGAUACAUCCAAGUGGUUGCAAAGGGAGUCACAAGCAGUGAGAAUUAUUUCAGUCCUCCUGUUUCCUGAAACAGGUGUCAGGUACAAGAUAGCAGAAGUCACUCCAGGUCAUGUUUGUUGGUCAUGCUCAUGGAUGUACCUUUUUGUCCAGACAUCUUUGACUAGUAUUUUAAAAUUUAUGAUCUUAAGAUUGAAGCUGAUGCAUUAAUCACCUCAAUUACAGUUGAGCAGAGACUUUUAACUAAGUGCUAAUUUCCUGAUGACAUGCUGAAUGAAUAAAUGAAUAGAUACAAAUGUGGGACUACCAAAAAGGAAAUGUAAAGAUUCCUUAUUUUGCAGAAAAUCCAAGUCCAGGUGCAGACCUAGUUUUGGUUCUCUCUCAGGUAUCUGACUGUCAUAUAGAAUUCACUUUGGGGACAGUGAGGAACCAAGGGAGCAGAUAAUGUGGACGGAAAAAAAAAAGCCAGAGUGCACAACAUCAUCUCGUACUGCCACCAUUUUUGACAGCUGACAGGGUUUUCGUUUCGGCCUGUGGAGCAGUCGUUCCCAGGGAUGUACGCUGUUGGAUGCUGCUUCCUUAAAAGGCCAGAGCGGUGAAAGCAUUGGCCUUUUCAACAUUUGCCUUCCAUCCGUGUCUGUGCUCAUGACAGUAUAAGAGGAGACCUUAUCAGCUGCCUCUUUGUCUAUUGGCUUGGGAUUUGUUGAAGCUGAGUUUCCUAACAAGCCGUGUCGUUCGGGGUGUUUUUUUCUCUUUCUCUGACUAGAGGCUGGAGGCCGACCUGUCAUACUGGAUGGACCACGCUCGCUCCACUGAUCAGGGGCGUCAGCAUCACUAUGAUGAAAACUCCCCAAUCGGCCCGCGGUACCCUGGAUCCUACCGACAUGGAGCUAAUGUCAACUAUGACUACUAUUAACGCCAGUCUGGGAUAGUCUGCUGGUCUGACACCUGUCAUGUAGCUGUCAACAUCUGAUUGCUCUGCAGCUGCUUCAGCCUCGUUGUUUUAAUUAACUACAUCCGACCGUAUGACCCCGUAUUAUUGAUGCCCUAGGUCCAUUCUCAUAUAUCAGUACUAAAGAUGGAGAUAAUGCACAGAAUUUGACCCUCGAAAUGCAUUGCCUAUGAUUAACAAGUAAGUUUUUAUGCAGCUGAUUUCUGUAAAAUACAGCUAAACUCUGCCUUUUGUUGCAUAACUAGAUUUUUGUAAAUAAAGAUGUGGCUCGUACUGCCCAAGCUCACUGUUUUUCUUCACUUCCAAUCUGAAAAAAAAAAAGGGUAGAAAUGAUCACCUUCUUGUCUUAUAAGAUCAUUCACAAAAUAUUGGAAAUAUUUUAUUAAAACAGCAUCAUCUGAGAUAGAUAAUGCAAAACCUGACAUAAGAUUUCACAAAGUAGAACACCAUUAUGUCCUGAUAAACACAUAAUAAUUCUGUAACAGUCUUUGUGGAGGAUUUCUUUCCCAGCCCCGCGGUGCUCUGCAUGAACAGCCAGCGGGGCGCUUGCACGCUGCUGAUAAGAGCACAAAACAUCCAGUGGAGAAAAAAAACCAAACCAAAUAAGCCAGGUAGCUCACCUCUGGAGACACAACAGCAUGAAACUGAUAAAAUGAACACAAAAGCACUGAUUCACAGCACAAGCUGUUAGCAUGAUUCUUAGUUUGUAAUUUAAAUAGCAAAAGCAAAAAUUCACAAAAAGGUAGGCUGGGUUUCAGAUUUCUUUUUUUCUUCCUUGAUUGAGUUUUGUCCAUCCGACACAAAAGUUCCAGACUUCAGCCCUUUUUUCCAGAGUACAGUCAGCCGAAGAUCCGACACAAGGCAACAACAACAACAGCUCAUUUGAGUAGUCUGUCCUUUAGAAAAAGACAAUAUCCCAGAGUGCUUUACUCGACAGUGUAUUUUAGGCAGUCCCCCUUCAAGGGUCCCUUCGGGAGUCUUUUCACUUCAUUCUGAUUCAGCAGAGUCUGUGCUCAGACGCCUGACCUCAGUUGUGCCGGGGUCUUCCUUUCUUCAUGCGGGCAGCUUUAGGUUUGGGGAUGUACUGGUUGUUGGCCUGGUGCUCCAGUUCUCUGCUGAAGUACUGGAUAGUUUUGUUUAAGCCUUCCUCCAACGGCACCUGUAAAUGAGAGACAGCAUAGGGUGAUAUGAUGGAAAUGAGGUGUAAAUGAAAAGACUGGCCAUGUACUUUCCUGUUAAUGAUGAACUAUUGAUAGAAGCUGCCCUAAUAUCCCUACAGAACGGUGUGUGAUUACUCAUUUAACUGGAAAAUAUCACCUGAAGACAUCAGAUACACCUGCAUCUUUCCUGCGGUUUAAUUUGGAUGAUAGUUUUUAAUGAGCUCAGUUCUCUUUCAGAUGAAUAUGUCACAUAAUCAAUACAGAGUUAACAGUUUAAUGGAAGUGAGUGAAAAAAGGAUCACAUGUCAUUCGUUGCUUCAGAAUAAACAACAAACAUGUGAAUGAUUUCUUAUCUAAGCAUUCAUUUCAACUAUAAUAGAGAGAGUAACAAGAGAGUAAUGGAUAAAGUUUAGAGAGCAGGUUGUGGUUUUGGGGUUGUUAUUAAUUGGCUGCGUUGGUGCUUGAAUCUGAUUGGUCAAACCUCCAUAAAAACAACGAUGGUGAUUCUCAACUCUCUCCUGUUUACACAAAUAAACACACAUAUGGGUUACAAUAUCAACAAGCCAAUCACAGAGCAGCGUAGGCCAACUUCACACAAGAGCCGUGAGUUGAUGACACGUCAAUUUUGAGGUCUCACUAGUAAGUUACCGCUCAGCUUUCGAGACGAAGCUGCUGACCCCUCCAGCACAGAGUCACAGAGCAGCUCAUCGGCUGGAGUUAGUGACGUCUUUGCCUGAACGGGCAAA
Xyrichtys novacula (pearly razorfish) is the source of this 9848-nucleotide messenger RNA. NCBI's taxonomy places the organism in Eukaryota, Metazoa, Chordata, Actinopteri, Labriformes, Labridae. The record is from the annotation of a GenBank genome assembly.